This is a messenger RNA of Fusarium keratoplasticum, 1437 nucleotides long. Its product is annotated as Abhydrolase-3 domain-containing protein. The record is from RefSeq and is a predicted model, not a curated record. Bases 1 to 1437 code for a protein of 478 amino acids. The transcript has 2 exons. NCBI's taxonomy places the organism in Eukaryota, Fungi, Ascomycota, Sordariomycetes, Hypocreales, Nectriaceae. Gene Ontology annotation, molecular function: hydrolase activity.
AUGAACUCAGAAACCAUCGAGACCAUUCGGGCGGUCAUCCCCUUACUCCCUCUCAUCCUCCGUCACUCUCUCCUCCACAUCCUGCGCAUCUCAGAUACGGCCAAGUAUCUCGACCUUCAUAGCUCCCUCGUGGUCGCCUGCCUCCGCGAGCUGCUCGUCCCCCCAAACCCCCACAGCAUCUCUUCCACGCAGAAGCUCACUCUUCGAGACCCCGGAAUAAGGGGCCACAUAUGGGUCAGCAAGUAUGCCAGCCCAAGGCCACCAGAGACUUCCAUCCGCGACACCCUCAUCAGCGCCCUCGAGCGCCUCGCGGGAACCACCACAUGCCGGGUCCCGGUGCCCGACCUGGUCGACGUCGAGGCCGAGUGGACCGGCCACCGGGGCGGUGUGGCCCGCGGCGCUCCGCUGCCUGACGUGUCGGAGCGGGAGCGGUACCACGGCAUGAUGCGCGAGUGCCGCCGUCCGACGACGGUCCUGUACUUGCACGGCGGCGCCUACUACCUCUGCGACCCCUCGACGCACCGCCCCACGACCAAGAAGCUGGCCGAGCUGACGGGUGGUCGGUGCUACUCGGUGCGCUAUCGCCUCGCACCGCAGCAUCCAUUCCCUGCUGCGUUGCUUGAUGCGUUGGUGUCUUAUUUCACGCUGCUGUACCCUCCUCCGGAUGCGUACCACGACCCUGUGCAGCCGGAGCACAUUGUGAUUGCCGGUGAUAGUGCUGGCGGCAAUCUUGCGCUCUCGCUGCUCCAACUUAUUCUUGAGCUUCGUCAGCAAGACUCUCGGAUUCUAUGGCACGGCGAGCUGCGUGAGGUCCCCAUGCCAGCUGGCAUUGCAGUGAACUCUCCCUGGGUAGACGUCACACAGAGCUCGCCGACAUGGGAGAUGGCCACGCCGACGCCGUACGACUACCUCCCCAAGCCCGAGACUAUGGACAAACUAGACAUUCCGCCAUGCGAUGCCUGGCCCUCAAAUCCUCCUCGGCGCAACAUGUACGUCGCCGAUGACCUAGCAGCUCACCCACUAGCAUCACUCGUUAUGGCUCGCAGCUGGAAGGGCGCGCCGCCCGUCUAUAUCUGCACAGGAUGGGAGAUCCUCGCCUACGAAGACAAGUACCUCGCGCGCAAGCUCGAGGCUGAUGGCGUGCGGGUCGUGUUUGAGGAGUACGAGGCCAUGCCGCACUGCUUCGCGCUGCUGCUGCGCGACGUACCCGCCACGCGCCGGUGCUACGACGGCUGGGCGGCUUUCAUCCGCGCCGCUGUAGAAGACCCCGCGGCGAUCGAGACCAGAGCUAUGACAGUCAAGGCGAGAACUCUGGAGGAGGUUCCAUUGCGGUUUGAAGAGCUCAGCGAUGUGUCAGAGAAAGAGAUACAAGAGAGGGUGCUGCAAAAGGCAGGGUUAGAGGAGAGGUUGCUAGAGGCGCCAAUUGCGAAGUUAUAG